CCCCUUGGGUGUCCACGAGGCCGGGCAACGCCCCAGAAUGGGAGACAAGCCGAUUUGGGAACAGAUUGGAUCCAGCUUCAUUCAGCAUUACUACCAGUUAUUUGAUAACGACAGAACCCAACUGGGUGCAAUUUAUAUUGACGUAUCAUGCCUUACGUGGGAAGGACAGCAGUUCCAGGGGAAAGCUGCCAUUGUGGAGAAGUUGUCUAGCCUUCCGUUCCAGAAAAUCAAGCACAGCAUCACGUCGCAGGACCAUCAGCCCACGCCAGAUAGCUGCAUCCUCAGCAUGGUUGUGGGCCAGCUGAAGGCCGAUGAAGACCCCAUCAUGGGCUUUCACCAGAUGUUCCUACUAAAGAACAUCAACGAUGCCUGGGUGUGCACCAACGACAUGUUCAGGCUGGCUCUGCACAACUUCGGCUGACCUCAUCCCAGCCAGGCACUCACGCUGUUUCCUCCUCCCUCCUCCUCGUCCUCCUCCUCCUCCCGAUACUAUUCACACUCCUCCAGAUGCUCCAAACAUCAUGCACCAGCUCGGCCGCAGUGGGAGGGGCGCAGUGCGCUGCUGCCACCCAGGUGCUGUGCAUGAUGUUUGGACACUAGCUAGUCGCAUCUGACAGAAGUUUGUGUUGUACCAGCGCAUGCCUUGGAAAGACUUAAGUAAUGCAAAAAGUUGUCCCUCUUUUUUUUUUCUUUUUAAAAAAAUCUACUGACAAGUUGCUCUAGUAACCCAAAGAAGUGAAGGAGAAAGCAGCUGCCUCACCGCCCAGAUACUGAUUUGUUCAGAUGUUUCAAUGCCUCAUUAUACAAUAAAACCACAAAAAUUUUCUUA
Echinops telfairi (small Madagascar hedgehog) is the source of this 829-nucleotide messenger RNA. RefSeq names its product nuclear transport factor 2-like. Gene Ontology annotation, cellular component: nuclear pore central transport channel. The transcript has a single exon. The record is from RefSeq and is a predicted model, not a curated record. Gene Ontology annotation, biological process: protein import into nucleus. Bases 38 to 421 code for a protein of 127 amino acids. Lineage: Eukaryota; Metazoa; Chordata; Mammalia; Afrosoricida; Tenrecidae.